UUUAUCUUACUUACAUAUCUCAGACACACUCUACAAUGGCUACAGUGUCAGCUGACAUCAAAAAGAAGUGUUUGGUGAUACCAGAUCACAGUGGAUAUGAUACCAACAUGUUCAACAUACCUGUAAAGUAUGCAAACUUUCUCACCUCAAUCCUUAUCCCUAAUGGUCUCGUCAAAGACAGGACACAGAAGUUAGCAGUAGACAUUCUAUCCUCGUUACCAGAAACCAAGUCACUUGUGGUUCUGUGUGUACUCAAAGGAGGAUACAAGUUUUGCAGCGAACUUGUUGAUGCUAUGGAGCGUUACAUCUGCUCGUGUGAGAUCAACAUGUCUGUUAAAGUAGAGUUUAUCCGCCUUAAAAGCUAUCAUAAUAUUUCUAGCACUGGUGAGGUGGAAGUAAUUGGGCUAUCUGACCUAUCUCACCUGACGGGAAAGGAUAUAUUGAUUGUUGAAGAUAUCAUCGACACAGGCAGGACCAUGACAAAAGCUCUGAAAUUGUUAAAGGAAUACAGUCCAAACACUGUGCAAUGUGCUAGUUUACUACUUAAAAGGACAGACAAGAGUUGUGGCUACGUUCCAGAAUUUAUUGGGUUUUCCUGUCCUGACGAGUUUGUUCUAGGAUAUGGGCUCGAUUACAACGAAUUCUUCAGAGACCUUCCGCACAUCGGAAUAAUCAACGAAGAGGGGAUUAAGCACUUUGCUGUUUAAAUCUUUAGUGAACUCUUGGUCGUUCAAUUAUGGAAUUAUAACGCAUACGAUCGCCUAAUCCUUUAAGUCCUGACGAGGCAAUAUUACUGCUGGGAAUAAUUCUUCUUGGGACUCCCUCUAAUCAGCUGCAUUUAUUUUAUCUAUAUUCUGUGGUGUUAUAUUCUGUGGUGUUAAACACUAUUGCCGUCAUACCACUGUCUGGAUAUUAUGAUUUAAUAAUGAAAGUUACUGGCGAUAAUGCGAUAUAUCGUCUUAUUUUUCUGUCUUUCGUCAGCCACGGUGUUGACUUAUGUUUUCUGAAGUUUAUAUAUACAAUUAAAGUGUACGACUGUUUAAGUUUUUAAUAUAUUAUACGUUACUUAUUACAAAACGCAUGUCUUGAAGAAGUUACUGUACAACUGUCAUUUAAUUUCAUCAGCGCAGAAAAA
Bolinopsis microptera is the source of this 1135-nucleotide messenger RNA. Its product is annotated as hypoxanthine-guanine phosphoribosyltransferase-like. The transcript is spliced from 11 exons. Gene Ontology annotation, cellular component: cytosol. The coding region runs from base 36 to 707 and encodes 223 amino acids. Gene Ontology annotation, biological process: GMP salvage; purine ribonucleoside salvage; guanine salvage. Gene Ontology annotation, molecular function: hypoxanthine phosphoribosyltransferase activity; magnesium ion binding. The record is from RefSeq and is a predicted model, not a curated record. NCBI's taxonomy places the organism in Eukaryota, Metazoa, Ctenophora, Tentaculata, Lobata, Bolinopsidae.